UGAUCACCUCUCUGCCGAGCACACACACACAGCCAACGGACAGAGAAACCGGCGAUACACGGCCGGCCAGAGGCGCAAUUCCAUGCGAAGACACUGACUUGAAAUAGCAUGUAACUUGCCUCCGCAACAAGAAGGGAUAUACAGGAUGAAACAAAGGACAGAGACUACCAGGAUGUUGAAAGGGAGCGAAGAUGCCGCCAGCUUAUGCAUGGAGAGACAGUGGUCUGAAGUCUAGAACCAUGCACAUUCCAUCGCAAACGGAAUAGCUUAAUUUCUUACAAACUCUAUUGGUGUCUUUUAUAUUUUCUUUUCCUCCGUUCUUUGUGUGAGCAUACGGGGCGGCUCGAGUUGCGGUUUACUAAGGAUAAACCGUGCCUUCUAAAGGCUAUUCUCAUAUACCCACCGACAGUAGUGGGCGAAGCAACCGGGGUGCUCUCUGCGCGCUACUCGCUCACACAAUGCGUCUGUUUUUGCUAGCCGUUUUCUUCUCGUGCUCCUGUGUACGGGGCGGCUGCGAACCAAAGAUUGUGAACAUCGGGGCCGUCCUCAGCCAGAAGCGGUAUGAGCAGGUGUUCAAGGAUGCGGUCACGCAAGCUAACCAGGUCUAUGGCAGGGACAAAUUCAAGCUGACUGCAAUCUCUGUCACCCACAAACCCAAUGCGAUUCAAAUGGCGCUUUCCGUUUGUGAGGAUCUCAUAUCAAGCCAGGUGUACGCCAUCCUGGUGAGUCAUCCUCCACAGUCCAACGAUCACCUCACCCCGACACCCGUCUCCUACACGGCCGGCUUCUACCGCAUCCCCGUGGUGGGCCUGACCACCCGCAUGUCCAUCUACUCCGACAAGAGCAUCCAUCUGUCCUUCUUGCGAACGGUCCCUCCCUAUUCACAUCAAGCCCACGUUUGGUUCGACAUGAUGCGCGAGUUCCACUGGAAUCACAUCAUCCUGAUCGUCAGCGAUGACCACGAGGGUCGAGCUGCCCAGAAGAGGCUCGAGACGCUGCUGGAGGAGCGGGAGACCAAGAAUAAAAAAAGGAACUAUGAAAACCUCGACCAACUGUCCUAUGACAACAAGCGAGGACCUAAGGCAGAAAAAGUCCUCCAAUUCAGCCAGGAGACUAACUUAACCGCUCUGCUGCUGGAGGCCAAGGAACUGGAGGCACGUGUCAUCAUCCUGUCAGCCAGCGAAGAGGAUGCUGCUUCAGUAUACAAGGCUGCACGCUUCCUGAACAUGACCGGCUCUGGCUACGUGUGGCUGGUGGGCGAGCGAGAGAUGUCCGGUAAAGCACUGAGCGAAGCACCAGACGGUCUCAUUGGCCUGCAGCUGAUCAACGGGAAGAAUGAGUCGGCGCACAUCAACGACGCGGUCGCCGUGGUAGCGCAGUCCAUCCAGGAGCUCUUUGAGAAGGAGAACAUCACGGAGCCGCCGAGGGGCUGUGUGGGAAACACGAACAUCUGGAAGACCGGGCCGCUCUUCAAAAGGGUGCUGAUGUCAUCAAAAUACCCAGAGGGCCUCACGGGACGUGUUGAAUUUAAUGAUGAUGGUGACAGGAAGUUUGCUCACUACAGCAUCCUCAACUACCAGAAGAGCAGACUUAUACAAGUUGGCAUUUACAACGGAACACAGGUGGUGUUGAACAAGCAGAGGAAGAUCAUAUGGCCCGGAGGACAGACAGACACGCCAAGGGGUUUUCAAAUGUCGACUCGACUAAAGAUAGUGACUAUACACCAGGAGCCUUUUGUGUAUGUGAAACCAACCAGUCUGGAAGGAACAUGCAAUGAGGAGUAUACACCUAAUGGAGUCUUAAUAAAAAAGGUGAUCUGCACUGGGCCGAAUGAGACCAUCCCAGGACGCCCAAUUGUACCUCAGUGUUGCUAUGGUUUCUGCGUUGACCUUCUGAUUAAGCUGGCAAUGACCAUGAACUUUACCUAUGAGGUGCACCUAGUAGCAGACGGUAAAUUUGGAACACAGGAGCGGGUGAACAACAGCAACAAGAAAGAGUGGAAUGGAAUGAUGGGUGAGCUCCUGGGUGGUCUGGCGGACAUGAUUGUUGCUCCGCUCACAAUAAACAAUGAACGAGCCCAGUACAUAGAAUUCUCCAAGCCGUUUAAGUACCAGGGCCUUACCAUCCUUGUCAAAAAGGAAAUCCCUCGCAGUACGCUGGACUCGUUCAUGCAACCUUUUCAGAGCACACUGUGGCUGUUGGUGGGUCUAUCGGUGCAUGUGGUGGCGGUGAUGCUUUACCUACUAGACCGGUUCAGCCCAUUUGGAAGGUUUAAAGUGAAUAGUGAAGAAGAAGAAGAAGAUGCCCUCACGUUAUCGUCAGCCAUGUGGUUCUCAUGGGGAGUACUACUGAAUUCUGGGAUUGGAGAAGGUGCACCCCGCAGCUUCUCCGCGCGAAUCCUGGGCAUGGUGUGGGCAGGCUUCGCCAUGAUCAUCGUGGCAUCGUACACUGCCAACCUGGCUGCCUUCCUAGUGCUGGAUCGGCCUGAGGAGCGCAUCACCGGCAUCAAUGAUCCAAGGCUGAGGAACCCGUCGGACAAGUUCAUCUACGCCACAGUGAAACAGAGCUCGGUGGACAUCUACUUUCGGCGGCAGGUGGAGCUUAGCACCAUGUACCGCCACAUGGAGAAGCACAACUAUGAGAGCGCCGCCGAAGCCAUCCAGGCUGUGCGGGACAACAAGCUGCAUGCUUUCAUCUGGGACUCUGCGGUGCUGGAGUUUGAAGCCUCGCAGAAGUGCGACCUGGUGACCACGGGAGAGCUGUUUUUCCGUUCGGGCUUUGGCAUAGGCAUGCGCAAGGACAGCCCUUGGAAACAGAAUGUGUCCCUGGCAAUCCUCAGUUCCCAUGAAAACGGCUUCAUGGAGGACCUAGAUAAAACCUGGGUGAGAUACCAGGAGUGUGACUCUCGGAGUAAUGCCCCAGCCACACUCACCUUUGAGAAUAUGGCAGGCGUAUUCAUGUUGGUGGCUGGUGGCAUUGCGGCGGGGAUCUUCCUCAUCUUCAUAGAGAUCGCAUACAAGCGCCACAAAGACGCCCGCAGGAAGCAGAUGCAGCUGGCCUUCGCGGCCGUCAAUGUGUGGAGGAAGAACCUGCAGGACAGUAAGGAUCCUUCUGGAAGUCAAGUUUUGGGCGCAGCAGCAACGCCAUCUUUACCCUCUUCCUCUGUAGAGACUCAGGAUGAUAGAAAAAGUGGUAGAGCAGAGCCCGACCCCAAACAGAAAGCCUCUUUUAGGUCCAUCAGUACAUCCCUGGCCUCCAGCAUCAAGAGACGUAGGGCCUCCAAAGACACGCAGUACCCACCCACAGACAUCACUGGGCAGCUCAACCUGUCCGACCCGUCUGUGAGCACGGUGGUGUAAGGAGCGAGAGUCGAAAGACAGAGAGAGAGAAGAGGAAGGAGAAGUCACUCCGAACCGACAGAGAGAGCGAAAGAGAGAGAGAGAGAGAAAGAGAGCGACAGGAAGGGGAAGGGGUGAGAGAUGAGGGCCCACUUCCAGCUCCCCCUUGUCGUCUCAUGGAUCAAUCACAGCUUGAACACUGACGCUGAACUUCAACCCCCAAACUUGACAUUAACCCCAACCCCCAUCCAACCCCCCCGGCACUUUCCAGUGGAGCCGAGAGAAGAAUCACCCCCCUGCAGGGAAGGAAUGUCUCAUCAGAACACUGAAGCUGUCAGAACCCACGCUUGACAUUGCACUAGCCUUUGAGUCUGCAUAGAUUAGAGCCUAAUCAAAGCCACACAAACACACACACACACACACACACACAUACACACAGAUUCACACUCACACACUGGGAUCAUUAAUAGUGCACUUUCAAUCUCAGUUUAUUUAGUCUGUAGAUAUUUUUUCUCUUUUAUUUUUAAUAUGUACAGUGGAUUUAAUUAAUUGAAUAUGUUAUGUUAAUACAGUUAAUACACAGACUUACAACACUGUACAUAUCAAACCCAUAUUGUAGGGAUUCAGAUAUGUGACUCAUUUAAAGCCAUUAUUGUUCUUAUUUCUCCAAGUCAGUAUAAUCUGUAUUAUUUUAGGUGUAGUAUUUAUUGUAUUUUCAAUAUUAUUUCUCAGAUUAAUCUUACCUUUGUUUUAACGUCUGAAUCAUAUUUGCAUUUAUUAAGCACUAGACACAUUUUAAUUUCACCAUAUACACUUGCUAUCUUAAUAUGUAAUCAGUCAAUUAUAGCAGAUAGGAUUGCAUGUAAACACAGCCAUGGUGCAAAUUAAGUUUUGUGCAUUCUUUGUUGACAAUACCUGAUAUUUGAACAGCUAUUAACGGUGAUCAAUAACAUUCUCCUCUGACCUAGUUUUGAGCCAAUAAGAAUGACUUUCACUAACUCUUCCCUUUGCAAAGACACUUCAUAGCCUAUUGGGAUGUUUUUGCACUGCACAGACUUGCACAGAAUGCAUGGUUCCCCAGUUAGGACCAAUGAUUUUGACCCCAUCAAAACUAACUGAGCUAGCUUGCGGAUUUCAACAAAGGGGAUUGUUUGGCAGGACCUAGUGAUGCGUGUUUGCAUGGCGACUUACGUCACGACACAUUUCCCUCUUUUUAUGUUACUGCCAGUUUAAUGGUAGACUUCCACUACUACUAUAUAUAUGCUCAUCUACACACUCUCUCUCUCAUAUACGUCAAGUCACUGUGUGCGCCGUUGUAUGUAAAUAUACCCUCUCUCUCUGCCUGUGGUCUUCUGCACAGUAUUUCUCGGCCUUACUCUCUUCUGGGGUGCAUCAAAGGGCCGGGUUUAGCAUCCAACCAGCUCUUGGUCCUUCAUGCGAAACUCUAACCAUGUGUGGUCAUUCCCAGUGGUGGUUUGCCCCCAGGUUGGCUUUUGCAUGAGCCCUACCAAGUGUCUCCACCUUUGGAGAGAAAAAACCCAGGACCGUUGCUUUUUUAAAGAGGAAUUUGCCGGUCCGCUCUGGUUUGGUGUUGAAACAGGCCGUUUCCCGAAGACUGAGGCAGAGAAAAAUCCCUGCUGUGUCAGAACACACAGAUAACAUGCACACAGACAACCCCCAAAAAAGAUGUGCAAUUUGCAACACAGCACUUUAAUAGUGGGAAGUCUUUUUUUUAAUACCAUCCCCGCACAUGACUGAGAAAAUAUGUACAGACAU
Sardina pilchardus (European sardine) is the source of this 5114-nucleotide messenger RNA. It is a transcript of the gene grin1a, whose product is annotated as glutamate receptor, ionotropic, N-methyl D-aspartate 1a. Gene Ontology annotation, cellular component: neuron projection; plasma membrane; NMDA selective glutamate receptor complex. Gene Ontology annotation, biological process: chemical synaptic transmission; regulation of membrane potential; ionotropic glutamate receptor signaling pathway. Gene Ontology annotation, molecular function: NMDA glutamate receptor activity. The record is from RefSeq and is a predicted model, not a curated record. The transcript is spliced from 23 exons. The coding region runs from base 459 to 3359 and encodes 966 amino acids. Lineage: Eukaryota; Metazoa; Chordata; Actinopteri; Clupeiformes; Clupeidae.